UGUUUCCACGUGACAGGGAGACUGGCUGAGGUAGCGUGAUGCGCUGUUUGUGUAGUAUAACCGUGGUAAUCGGAGGUUUUUAAGAUUGCCGCUUUUCUCCUGUGCUAGGGGAAAGGAGGAGACAUAAAGCGGAAAAGACUUCCUACUUUCUCUGUGUUUUAAAUGUUCUCUACUCCGUCAGUGAAUCGCUUUUUAAGUUCCGAAAUACUGAUUUUUCUGUACCGCCAUGUUGGUAUUAGAGGAAGCUCGCGAGAUGCGAGUGGGUUUGUAUCGCGAGAUCUCUCGAUUCUCGCGGGACCUCGUUGGCAGAGCAGUUGUCCUGGAUGGCGGAGCCUUGGGUUCCGGGGGCCUGGGACCCGCAACUCUUUCUACAAGAUACCAAGUUGUUCUAGUACAACCAUAUAAAUAAAUAAUACCUGAAGUCUCAAAGUAACAUGGACAAUUAACAGUGAUGACAGAUAAAUACAGACGCAUGGGGAUCAAAUACUAGGUGAAACACUUUUUAAAAGUGUAUCAGGCUUUAAGAAACACUCUGCAGGAUCCUGUCUAUCUUAAUGCUGAUAGAGCUCAGCUAAACAAAUUUAGGAGGUUCUAGUAUUCUCCAUGGCUGAAGCUGAGUGAGUCUGAAACCCUGAUGCUUAAGCUCCAUUCUAGAUCAUAGCUCCAACUCCUUCAGGAAAUAAGGAAAAGAGAUUAUAUUUCCACAAUGAUAGAUCUUUGGUUGUACAGGUUUCCCAAUGAGUGGAUCAUGAUGACCGUAUUGUAGGGACUUGCCAUAGUAUGGCUGCUUCCCGAUCUACUCGUGUUACAAGAUCAACAGUGGGGUUAAACGGCUUGGAUGAAUCUUUUUGUGGUAGAACUUUAAGGAAUCGUAGCAUUGCACAUCCUGAAGAAAUCUCUUCUCAUUCUCAAGUGCGAUCAAGAUCACCAAAGAAGAGACCAGAGCCUGUGCCAAUACAGAAAGGAAAUAAUAAUGGGAGAACCACUGAUUUAAAACAGCAGAAUACCCGAGAAUCAUGGGUAAGCCCUAGGAAAAGAGGACUUUCUUCUUCAGAAAAGGAUAACAUAGAAAGGCAGGCUAUAGAAAAUUGUGAGAGAAGGCAAACAGAACCUGUUUCACCAGUUUUAAAAAGAAUUAAGCGUUGUCUUAGAUCUGAAGCACCAAACAGUUCAGAAGAAGAUUCACCUAUAAAAUCAGACAAAGAGUCAGUAGAACAGAGGAGUACAGUAGUGGACAAUGAUGCAGAUUUUCAAGAGACUAAACGAGCUUGUCGAUGUCUUAUACUGGAUGAUUGUGAGAAAAGGGAAAUUAAAAAGGUGAAUGUCAGUGAGGAAGGGCCACUUAAUUCUGCAGUAGUUGAAGAAAUCACAGGCUAUUUGGCUGUCAAUGGUGUUGAUGACAGUGAUUCAGCUGUUAUAAACUGUGAUGACUGUCAGCCUGACGGGAACACUAAACAAAAUAGCAUUGGUUCCUAUGUGUUACAGGAAAAAUCAGUAGCUGAAAAUGGGGAUUCGGAUACCCAAACUUCAGUGUUCCUUGAUAGUAGGAAGGAGGACAGUUAUAUAGACCAUAACGUGCCUUGCACAAAUUCACAAGUGCAGGUCAAGUUGGACCACAAAAUAGUAACUGCCUGCCUGCCUGUGGAACAUGUUAAUCAGCUGACUACUGAGCCAGCUACAGGGCCCUUUUCUGAAACUCAGUCAUCUUUAAGGGAUUCUGAGGAGGAAGUAGAUGUGGUGGGAGAUAGUGGUGCCUCAAAAGAGCAGUGUAAAGGAAACAAUAGCGACCUGGACCCAAGUCUUGAGAGUAUGCCAGCCUCCAGAGAACCUGAACCAUCUUCUGUUCUAGACUGUGUUUCAGCUCAAAUGAUGUCUUUAUCAGAACCUCAAGAACAUCGUUAUACUCUGAGAACCUCACCACGAAGGGCAGCCCCUACCAGAGGUAGUCCCACUAAAAACAGUUCUCCUUACAGAGAAAACGGACAAUUUGAGGAGAAUAAUCUUAGUCCCAAUGAAACACAUGCAACUCUUAGUGAUAAUGUAAGUCAAUCUCCCACAAAUCCUGGUGAAAUUUCUCAAAAUGAAAAAGGGAUAUGUUGUGACUCUCAAAAUUAUGGAAGUGAAGGACUAAGUAAACCACCCUCUGAGGCAAGACUCAAUAUUGGACAUUUGCCAUCUGCCAAAGAGAGUGCCAGUCAGCACAUUACAGAAGAGGAAGAUGAUGAUCCUGAUGUUUAUUACUUUGAAUCAGAUCAUGUGGCACUGAAACACAACAAAGAUUAUCAGAGACUAUUACAGACGAUUGCUGUACUCGAGGCUCAGCGUUCUCAAGCAGUCCAAGACCUUGAAAGUUUAGGCAGACACCAGAGAGAAGCACUAAAAAAUCCCAUUGGAUUUGUGGAAAAACUCCAGAAGAAGGCUGACAUAGGACUUCCAUAUCCACAGAGAGUUGUUCAAUUGCCCGAGAUUGUAUGGGACCAAUAUACCCAUAGCCUUGGGAACUUUGAAAGAGAAUUUAAAAAUCGUAAAAGACAUACUAGAAGAGUUAAGCUAGUUUUUGAUAAAGUAGGUUUACCCGCUAGACCAAAAAGUCCUUUAGAUCCUAAGAAGGAUGGAGAGUCCCUUUCAUAUUCUAUGUUGCCUUUGAGUGAUGGUCCAGAAGGCUCAAGCAGUCGUCCUCAGAUGAUAAGAGGACGCCUGUGUGAUGAUACCAAACCUGAAACAUUUAACCAAUUGUGGACUGUUGAAGAACAGAAAAAGCUUGAACAGCUGCUCAUCAAAUACCCUCCUGAAGAAGUAGAAUCUCGACGCUGGCAGAAGAUAGCAGAUGAACUGGGCAACAGGACAGCAAAACAGGUUGCCAGCCGAGUACAGAAGUAUUUCAUAAAGCUAACUAAAGCUGGUAUUCCAGUACCAGGCAGAACACCAAACUUAUAUAUAUACUCCAAAAAGUCUUCAACAAGCAGACGACAGCACCCUCUUAAUAAGCAUCUCUUUAAGCCUUCCACGUUCAUGACUUCACAUGAACCACCAGUGUAUAUGGAUGAAGAUGAUGAUCGAUCUUGUUUUCAGAGCCACAUGAACACUGCUGUUGAAGAGGCAUCAGAUGAUGAAAGUAUUCCUAUCAUGUAUAGGAAUUUACCUGAAUAUAAAGAACUAUUACAGUUUAAGAAGUUAAAGAAGCAGAAACUUCAGCAAAUGCAAGCUGAAAGUGGAUUUGUGCAACAUGUGGGCUUUAAGUGUGAUAACUGUGGCAUAGAACCCAUCCAGGGUGUUCGGUGGCAUUGCCAGGAUUGUCCUCCAGAAAUGUCUUUGGAUUUCUGUGAUUCUUGUUCAGACUGCCUACAUGAAACAGAUAUUCACAAGGAAGAUCACCAAUUAGAACCUAUUUAUAGGUCAGAGACAUUCUUAGACAGAGACUACUGUGUGUCCCAGGGCACCAGUUAUAAUUACCUUGACCCAAACUACUUUCCAGCAAACAGAUGACAUGGAAGAGAACAUCAUUUAGUAGUCCUCUUCAACACAUAGCAAUGGUAUCAUUGUUAAUUAUGUGCACAGUUUGGAAAGAUUCUCUGCUUUCCCAGAAAUGACACUCACAGCAUGAGAGCUUCCUGAGUGUUCUCGUCAAGUACAGCUCUGCACUGUUGUGGCUCUAGAUCACUGUUCAGCAGCUGAACAUUCCUGGUGAGCAAAGGGUUUCCCUGGUGAAUUUUUCACCACCGCCUUUUAGGUGGUGACCUUACAUGGGUGAGAUGGAACAAGAGCACACAUUAAAGAGAGAGUAAAUUCCAAAGGUUUCAAAGAACUUGGUCAUAGAUAUGAUAAUGAGAAGACAAAGUAUUUAUAUUAAAACAGUUUAGUAGCUUUCAGUUUUGUGAAAAUAGUUUUCAGCACAGAAACUGACUUCUUUAGACAAAGUUUUAACCAAUGAUGGUGUUUGCUUCUAGGAUAUACACUUUAAAAGAACUCACUGUCCCAGUGGUGGUCAUUGAUGGCCUUUAGUAAAUUGGAGCUGCUUAAUCAUAUUGAUAUCUAAUUUCUUUUAACCACAAUGAAUUGUCUUAAUUACCAACAGUGAAGCACUACAGGAGGCAACUGUGGCAUUGCUUCCUUAACCAGCUCAUGGUGUGUGAAUGUUAUAAAAUUGUCACUCAGAUAUAUUUUUUAAAUGUAAUGUUAUAUAAGAUGAUCAUGUGAUGUGUACAAACUAUGGUGAAAAGUGCCAGUGGUAAUAACUGUGUAAAGUCUCUAAUUCACAACAUUAAUUCCUUUAAAAUACACAGCCUUCUGCCUCUGUAUUUGGAGUUGUCAGUACAACUCAUCAAAGAAAACUGCCUAAUAUAAAAAUCAUAUAUAUGGUAAAAAUUUCCCUCUUUUGUAGUCUGCACAAGAUCCAUAAAAGAUUGUAUUUUUAUUACUAUUUAAACAAGUGAUUAAAUUUAGUCUGCGCAGUGAGCAAGAGUUCACAUGCAUUCUUUUAUACUGCUGGAUUUUGUUGUGCAUCAUUUAAAACAUUUUGUAUGUUUCUUCUUAUCUGUGUAUACAGUAUGUUCUUGAAUGAUGUUCAUUUGUCAGGAGAACUGUGAGAAAUAAACUAUGUGGAUACUGUCUGUUUAUAUUAUAGAACGCUUGUUGUGACUUCCUUUUGGUUAGAUUUUGGAGUUUUUUUUAACCAGUGUUAAAACCAGAAAUUGGUAUUUUUUUUCAAUGGUUUGCCUCACGUAUUUAAGAGUUUUCUUUCUGUUGCUUAUGAAGAAUAAGGAAUAUAUUAUGGAUAAGAGGGUGAUCUUAAGCAACCCUGUAAAAUAUGGUAAUGUUUUUUACUCAGCGUGUGCUGAAACACUAAAUUAAAUGAGCUUACAAAAAGAAAACACAGACUAUGGUUAAAGAAAAAAGCAAUUAUUAAUGCUCAGGUGUGAAAAUUAAGUUGAAAUUUUUUUUUCUAGUCGUGUCUCAUGAAAAUAAUCACCCCCCUCCCCAAUGUAUUCAAACAGAUGGCUUUUGAAAAAUCACCUUGUUUCCUGGAAAUUACUAUUAACUAUAGGAAAAGAUAGUAUAAAUAUUCUAAGAUUGAUUAAGUGUUAUAUUUGACCCAAUUUUUAGAAUCACCUGUUUUUUCCUAUUUUAAAUCAAGAGAACAUUAUCUGUUAGUUCUCUUCAGUACAUAUCAGGGUACUAAAAUCAUACCCUGAAUUUUUUUAAAUUGAGAAAAGUAAUAGAAUUUUAAAUAUAGAAAUAUGAAAAUUUUAAAGUAAUAUAUUAAGGAUCACUGAUGAUAUAGAUAUAAUAUAUCACAACAGAAGGAAAAGUAAAUGGACUUGGGCUUAACUUCUCACCCUGGAAUUAUUAGUGGGGUGAAGAGGGGAAUUAUUAGCAUUCUGGGCAUUUUUAUAUUAAAUGUUUUGUGAAUGUGCCAGAAGAUCUGCCUUCAACUUGUUAAUUAGGUAAGAUAGUUAACACUUGAUGGUAACUUCUAUGUUUGUGUAGAAAUAAUACCAAUUAGUUUUGGAAAGCCAUUCAGAUCCAUUCAAAAAUUCCAUGAAGUAUGAUGUUUGCUUUGGAAGAGGGCUAUGAGUGAUACAAUUGUUGUAUAAAUGGAAUAGACAAGCCACUUGAAUGCAUUUUCAAGGGCAAACAUUUUUUGAGAUUUUUGAGUAAUAAAGAGGAUUUUCUGCUUAAGCAGAUGAUGUGUUUGCUUUGCAUUUUUCAGCUCCAGGAAAAUAGCCCCCAUGGCUUUAAAAGGCCCUGAAGUUCAGAUAAUAGCAGGUAGUGUUUUGUUGUUGUUUUGAGAAUUGCAAGAAUAAUGGGCAGAGCUGUCAUUUGCCAGUAGGCGCCCAUCUGCCUACACAGAAUUAUUGACUGUAAGCUAAAACGGACUGUAAAAGACCUGUUUGCUAAAGCAUUGCUUAUUCAGUGGUAUUCAGUAGAUAAGAUCUAUUUCCUGAUAUAUUGUGCUCAAGUUAUUUGCACAACUGAAGAAACAUUUAAUGAUGUCUAAAACCAUUGCUGUAAGGUUUAGGCAGAGGAAGCUUCCUUUUGUGUGAUGCAUAAUAAUAAUAGAAAACACUGCUACAGUGUUUACUAUGUGCCAAGCAAGCAAAUAACAACUAAUUUAAUUCUCAACAACCCUAUGAGGCAGGUUCAUUUAUUAUCCUGUUAUCAUAUGAGGAAAUCUAGCCAGAGAGAAGUUAACUAACCUGCCCAAGGUCAUAUACCUAGUAAAGCAGUGAUGCUUGGACUUUAACUUAGACAGAUUACUUCAGAGUCAGCGUCUGCCUUACUACCCUGUUUCCUGAGCAGGAAAUUUCCCCUUGUGUCAGGCAACACUAGGUGUUAGGAGUGGAGGUGUGCAGAUGUUGCCUUACAUUCUGUUUUCCUGACGGGGUGUGCUUCCUAAGAGUACAAACCUCACCAUAUGUCCAGGCUUGCGAAGUCUCAGGCAAAGCUGGGACAAAGGCUUGUGUUUCCUGCCUCAGGUAGGAUUUUAUUCUAUGCAUGUUGGGUGCUUUUCACUUAACUUAAUAGUAUGCCUUGUCUAUUUUCCCCCCUUCCCCUUUUUGUUUAAAUUAAAUCACAGAACACAACAAUUUACUGAGGUAUGAGGAACAUUUAAAAAAAAAAGAGAUCGAGAAAAUGGUACAUCACAUGUAAUAAAGAUAAAUAUUGUUUUGUGAAAUGUCUUUUUCAAUCAUAAAUAUAAGUAUUGUGUGCUAUAUAAAACUGUUUCUUACUGUGGAUAAUGAAGUUUGAAGCCUGUUAUUCAUCUAUAGAUACACUGGAUGGGAUUGGAAGUCUUCAGAUUUCAGUAGGUUUUUCUAUAAGCCUAUGAAGGCAUUGUUUAGGCUGUAAACUGUUUGUUUUUAUUUCUUGAUGAAAAAUGUGCUUCUGUUUAUAUGAUCCCAGAAAAAAUAUAUAACUUUUUUUUCUUACAGUUCAUGUAGCCAAGCUAACUAGAUUUUUCAGAGUUAUGAUACAUUUAGCUCCAUGAGAACAGAGACCAUCCAUGUCUGUCUGUAUCUCUAGGGCCUGGCAUUUAAUAGAUUCUCAAUAAAUAUGUGUUGGUUGUAUGACCAACAUUUUGGCGAGUUUACAUUUUUUCCUCCAGGAACUUAAGAGAUACUACCUAUGACUGAGUGUGUCUGUGAGAUCCUUAGAGGGCUUGCCUCAGAAGGUCAUCUUGACAGUGCUGUGAGAGGACAGGGGAAUUGGAUUCUAUCUUGCCUGAAGGCUGUGGCUCAACCCUGGUUGGCGGAGGUGGUUUUGGUUCUUUGUGGGCCCCUAGUUAGACUGUGUAUCUUGAUUCUCUACCAUGUUUUCAAGAGUGAUAUAACAGAGCUGGGCACGGUGACACACCUGUUAUCCCAGCACUUUGGGAGGCCAAGGCUGGUGGAUUGCUUGAGUCUAAGAGUUCGAGAGCAGCCUGGGCAACAUUGCAAAACCCUGUGUUUACUAAAAAUACCAAAAAAAAUUAGCUGGGCAUGGUGGCACGUGCCUGUAGUCUGAGCUACUUGGGAGGCUGACGGUGGAGGGGGAUUACCUGAACUUGGAAAGUUGAGGCUAUAGUAGAUUGCGCCACUGCAUAGUAGCCUAGGGGAGAACACUGUCUCAAAAAAAAUGAUCAUGUAAUGGAAAGGACACUGGAGUGGAAAGUCUGGGUUUUAGUCCCAGUUGUGGAAGUGAAACACUCAAGUGUUGACAAAGAGCUACCUUUCAUUGCACAUUAGGAGCUAGUAAACGAUCUGUGUGUCUUACUAACUUUCGUUUAAUCCUCACAGUUCUUCUCUGAGGUUCAUUACUAUUAUGUUCUCCAUUGUAUACAUGAGAAAACUGGACGUGCAGAGAGUAUGGUAAAUAUGUUAGCUCUCAAUAUUAAUUACUGUGUGUGGGACUGGAGCUACCAAGCCGUGUCCUUAUAGAGACUGUAAUCUAAUGCAGAAGACCAGUAAUAAGUAAGUAAAUAAAAACUAUUACUUAAUUUGAGGCAGGGAUAAAUGCUUUGAAGAUAUAUCAUGCUCAGAGAAAAAUAAUAAUGGGAGAAUGGGGAAUAGUCUGCCAUUUUAGAUGGAAUAAGCAAAGAAAUCCUCUGUUGGCCAGGAUAAGUUCCAAUAAAUAGAAACCAGAAUGGAGCGAGGGAAAUUGCUGCAUGAAUAAUGCACGGGCCCUGAGCCACUAAAGAGCUUGGCUUGUUGGGGCAACAUUAAGUUGGCCAGUGUAGCUUAAGCCAAAUGAGCAAGAGGAGAGUAGUAGCUGAUGGUGUCAGAGAGGGCACAUGGCAGCUCAGAUAUGGCCUUGAAGACAGAUCACUGUAAAGGAGUUUAUAAUGUUCUGAUGUGUUCUACACACACACAAGUCUUUUGCUAGACAGAGACCUCUCAGGUGUUUUCCAGUAUUAAAGUCUUAUGACUUUAAAGUAGCGAGAUCAUUUCAGGUCAUUCGAAUCAGUAACGUGUUCUAGAGAAGAGUUGAUUUGUACUUCUAGAUACUCUUCAGGGGCAAAGCCAUUUCAAGAUAGCUGUUAGCUACAGCCAUAAAAACCAUGGCUGGGCCUUUCUGCCCCUCUGCUGUCUCAUUUUCCUUACCUGUGCUGUCAGAGCUGUGCUGGGCAUGGACUGUUUGCCAGUAUGUGGUAUGUAUUUCAAGAAUGUCAAUCCCUACAGGAGUCAUUUUAUGUUUUCUGGCACAACUGAUGAUUUUCAUCCUGUAACCUUUUGUUUUUCCCAGUUUGCACAAGUACUUGUGCUCCCCGACAGAGAGUGUGACAACUUGGAGUAGUAAUAAAGUAUUUGACAACUGUUUGAGUUGUGGGAACAUGCCCUUUUUUGUUAAUAGAGGCAUAAUUGUAACCAAAGAAAUUUAAUUUCUUCUUUAGCAAACACUGACAUUUCUGUUUCAGAAUGAGUGCUAGAGAAAAAAGGAAAUAUGAAAAUUAAUUACCAUGUAUCAUGAAUACAUUGAGUUCUCUCUGUAAUAACUCAGAACUGAUUUAUAGCUAAAAUUAAAACCAUAUAAGAAGUAUAUCGUAAAUCUUGACUAUUUCUGUGUUUGCUUCUAAUUCUGUUUGGAACAAGUCUUCAAAUGCUUUCCAGAAUGAUGUGAAGUUACAAAUAAAUAGAAAAAGAGUUA
Messenger RNA from Cebus imitator (Panamanian white-faced capuchin), 9123 nucleotides. It is a transcript of the gene ZZZ3, whose product is annotated as zinc finger ZZ-type containing 3. The record is from RefSeq and is a predicted model, not a curated record. Bases 781 to 3486 code for a protein of 901 amino acids. Gene Ontology annotation, molecular function: zinc ion binding. Lineage: Eukaryota; Metazoa; Chordata; Mammalia; Primates; Cebidae. The transcript is spliced from 15 exons.